AACUAAGCCUUAGCCUUUUCCCUCUCCCCAGUCUCUGUGCUCUGCUGCUCCAAAAUCUCUCUCAACACCUCGAAGCCAUGGCUAUCUUGUUAUCUUCAAUUGUACUUCCUUCCACCAAGCUCAGCUCCAAGCUACCCAUCUUCAACAACACGCAGGAGCACGCACUUCCAACUCUUCGCCAUUUCACAGAUUCUAGUAAGCGCUUCGAGAAAGUUUCGAACUUGGUUGCUCUAGCAGUAAAUGGUCAGAGAAAUCCUGUUAACACUACGCCCAGGAGAGAUGGUAGAAACCCGUUUUUGAGUGAGGGGAGGGAUGAAGAUGAAGCUCGUGGACCCAUUUGCCCUGGUUGUGGAGUGUUUAUGCAGGAUAGAGAUCAGAACCUUCCUGGGUUUUACCAACAAAGGGAGGUGAAAGUGGAGGAGUUUUCUGAAGAGGAUGAUGGGUUUGAUGAUAUUGAUGAUGAUGAUGAUGGUGGUGUGGGGGAAGAAGUGGAAGAAGAUGAUGGUGAAGUGGGGGUUUUGGAUAGUAGUGAGAGUAAGCAUGAAGAAGAUACUGAGGAGUUGGCUGACGAGUUUGAUUGGGAUUCUGAUGAUUGGGAAGCUAAGUUAUUGGGGGAAGAUGAUGAUAAUAAGCUGGAAUUGGAAUUGGAGGCGUUUGCACCAGCUGGGGUUGGUUAUGGUAACGUUACCGAGGAGGUGCUGGAGAGGGCGAAGAAGAAGAAGGUGUCGAAGGCUGAGAAGAAGAAGAUGGCUAGGGAGGCUGAGAAGGUGAAAGAGGAGGUUACUGUGUGUGCUAGGUGUCAUUCCUUGAGGAAUUACGGGCAGGUGAAGAACCAGUCAGCUGAGAAUUUGAUACCUGAUUUCGAUUUCGAUAGGCUGAUUUCUACUAGGUUGAUGAAUCCUUCUGGUAGUGGCAGUUCUACUGUUGUUGUUAUGGUUGUGGAUUGUGUUGAUUUUGAUGGUUCUUUUCCUAGAACUGCGGUGAAAUCGCUGUUUAAGGCGUUGGAGAAAACCCAGGUUAACUCGAAGCGGGGAAAUAAACUGCCAAAGCUUGUUCUCGUGGCGACGAAGGUUGAUCUCCUUCCGUCCCAGGUUUCUCCUACAAGGUUAGAUAGAUGGGUUCGACACCGUGCAAGUGCUGAAGGAGCGCCUAAGUUAAGUGCGGUUUAUUUGGUCAGUUCUAGAAAGGAUUUAGGCAUAAGGAAUUUGUUGUCCUUCGUAAAAGAUUUGGCUGGUCCUCGCGGGAAUGUGUGGGUAAUUGGGGCUCAGAAUGCAGGGAAGUCUACUCUGAUCAAUGCAUUUGCAAAGAAACAAGGAGCCAAAGUUUCAAAGCUCACAGAAGCUCCAGUUCCGGGGACGACACUCGGCAUCUUGAGAAUUGGAGGAAUUUUGCCAGCUAAGACUAAGAUGUUUGACACUCCAGGGCUCUUGCAUCCGUAUUUAAUGUCAAUGAGAUUAAAUCGGGAGGAACAAAAGAUGGUUGAGAUACGGAAGGAACUUCGGCCUCGGACAUAUAGAAUUAAGGUAGGACAGUCUAUACAUGUUGGUGGCUUGACCAGACUCGACCUUAUUGAAGCCUCUGUUGAAACAAUAUAUGUCACAGUUUGGGCAUCACCAAAUGUUUCUCUGCACAUGGGGAAAAUAGAAAAUGCUGAUGAGGUUUGGAAAAAUCAUGUUGGUGUCAGGCUGCAGCCUCCCAUUAGUAGUGACCGUGCUGCUGAAUUAGGCACAUGGCAAGAAAAAGAAGUGAAAGCAUCUGGAUCUAGCUGGGAUGUCAACAGCAUUGAUGUGGCAAUAGCUGGUUUAGGGUGGUUCUCUUUAGGUCUCAAAGGAGAAGCAACCCUGAAAUUAUGGACCUUUGAUGGAGUUGAUGUUACUUUCAGAGAGCCUUUGGUGCUUGACCGGGCCCCAGUCCUUGAGAAACCAGGUUUUUGGUUACCAAAAGCUAUCUCUGAUGCAAUCGGCAACCAAACUAAACUUGAGGCUCAAAGAAGGAAAAAACUUGAAGAAGAAGAGGAUAUGGAAUAUGUGGGGGCAGGGGCAGAGAUAUCUGCAUGAAAAGAAGUCAAUUGCUUUAUUAAGGAUGAGGAUAAGAGUUUGUAACUGAACUGACGUGUUGCAAAGGUAAUACCGUAGUUAAUAUGUUUGCAACUGAAGCUUUUGUGCCCCAUUUUUUCCUACUAGUUGGUGUGAUAGCCUCCACCAACUUAUAGAAAGAGAAAUGAGAUAAAUCCACUCCUUGCUGUUUAGGUGUCACAGUGGCUGAGUAUUAGCAUGUUUGCAUUAAUUUGUUUUUCCUCUGAAUCAGUUAUGGCCUCUAGAAGCUACUCACAGAAGCUCCUCCAGAAUUGAUUUUGGCUUCAUAAUCAAUUGUAGAAGAAUUUUCAGACAUGCGCUAUGUAGUUUUGAGAUGAGUCGUAAGGCUAUGUAGUUUUGAGAUGAGUCGUAAGGCUCGUGUCUUUCGUGUAUAUAUAGUGCCACAUUUUGGGAGGUAGUUUUUCAAAUUCUGUGUAUUAAUAUCCUUUGCACAAGGCAUAAAAAUGAGAUUGUCUCAAGAAAAGUGAAGUAUCUGAAUACAUUUAUUCUUGGCUAAUUUAUUCUAAAGUGAAGUAUCAGAUUGUCUCAUGAGGGUUCUGGCCUCUUGUAUUUA
Molecule: messenger RNA, 2649 nt
Organism: Lotus japonicus
Lineage: Eukaryota; Viridiplantae; Streptophyta; Magnoliopsida; Fabales; Fabaceae
Product: GTP-binding protein BRASSINAZOLE INSENSITIVE PALE GREEN 2, chloroplastic
Exons: 4
Coding region: 78-2057 (659 amino acids)
Biological process (GO): chloroplast rRNA processing; brassinosteroid mediated signaling pathway
Cellular component (GO): mitochondrion; chloroplast stroma
Molecular function (GO): GTP binding
Source: RefSeq, a predicted model, not a curated record